UAUGUGGAGCAGCAUGAAAUUUCACUCGUGUGUUGUUCAGCUGCGAUUGGCGUAGGCCGGCCGAAUUUUCCCACACUUUUCCGUCGGCGCCCCCCCGUGCACGAGCGAGCGUCACCCCCCAGCAGCCGCCGCCACCUCCGCCGCCGCCUCCGCCGUCUCCGGUCCGGCCGCCUUGCGAGAAAAGACGGACAGAAACGGACACUUUUCGGUCAAAGGGAGAAGCACCCUCGGCCGCCCGCGGCCCCCGGCUAGGAUUGUGUGGAUGAGUUGCUGAAUCUCGCGAGGAAUCCGAGCAACAGACGAACUCAUCAUGGAUGAUGGUCACGCAAAGACGUCGGAAGAAGUCGUCGAGUUCUUCAACCUCGACUUCGACAAGGGCCUGACACCCGACCAGGUCAAGAGGAACCAGGAGAAAUAUGGUCUCAACGAACUACCCGCAGAAGAGGGCAAAACUAUUUGGCAGCUUGUUCUCGAGCAGUUCGAUGACCUCCUUGUCAAGAUCCUGCUUUUGGCCGCCAUCAUUUCCUUCGUCCUGGCUAUGUUUGAGGAAGAGGAGUCGGUGACCGCGUUCGUCGAGCCUCUUGUCAUCCUGUUGAUCCUGAUCGCAAACGCCGUUGUGGGCGUGUGGCAGGAGCGUAACGCUGAAUCGGCCAUCGAGGCGCUGAAGGAGUACGAGCCCGAGAUGGGCAAGGUCGUGCGCGGCGACAAGGCUGGCGUGCAGAAGCUGCGCGCCAAGGAAAUCGUGCCCGGUGACGUCGUUGAGGUGUCCGUCGGAGACAAGAUUCCGGCCGACAUCCGUCUCAUCAAGAUCUUGUCGACGACGCUGCGUAUCGAUCAGUCCAUCCUGACCGGCGAGUCCGUCUCGGUGAUCAAGCACACCGAUGCCGUGCCCGACCCGCGCGCCGUCAACCAGGACAAGAAGAACAUCAUCUUCUCCGGCACCAACGUCGCCGCCGGCAAGGCCCGCGGCGUCGUCAUUGGCACUGGCCUCAACACUGCCAUUGGUAAGAUUCGUACUGAGAUGACUGAGACUGAGGAGAUCAAGACGCCCCUGCAGCAGAAGCUUGACGAGUUCGGCGAGCAGCUGUCCAAGGUCAUCUCCCUCAUCUGCGUGGCCGUCUGGGCCAUCAACAUUGGACACUUCAACGAUCCCGCUCAUGGUGGCUCCUGGAUCAAGGGUGCCGUGUACUACUUCAAGAUUGCCGUCGCCCUGGCCGUGGCCGCCAUUCCUGAGGGUCUGCCCGCCGUCAUCACCACUUGCUUGGCUCUGGGCACCCGCCGUAUGGCCAAGAAGAACGCCAUCGUGCGCUCUCUGCCUUCCGUUGAGACCCUCGGCUGCACGUCCGUCAUCUGCUCCGACAAGACCGGCACUCUGACUACCAACCAGAUGUCCGUCAGCAGAAUGUUUGUGUUCAACCAGAACGACACGACCGGCUCGUCCUUUGACGAGUUCGAGAUCACCGGCUCGACCUACGAGCCCAUCGGUGAAGUCUUCCUCAAGGGCUCCAAGGUGAAGGCCGCCGACUACGAAACCCUGCACGAGCUGUCCACCAUUUGCGUCAUGUGCAACGACUCCGCCAUUGACUUCAACGAGUUCAAGCAGGCCUUCGAGAAGGUCGGCGAGGCCACCGAGACCGCCCUGAUCGUGCUCGCCGAGAAACUGAAUCCCUUCGGAGUUCCCAAGAGCGGCGUUGACCGUCGCUCCUCCGCCAUCGUCGUCCGCCAGGACGUCGAGACCAAGUGGAAGAAGGAGUUCACUCUUGAGUUCUCCCGCGAUCGUAAAUCCAUGUCUUCCUACUGCGUGCCCCUCAAGGCCUCCAAGCUCGGCUCUGGACCCAAGCUCUUCUGCAAGGGCGCCCCUGAGGGCGUGCUCGACAGGUGCACUCACGCUCGCAUUGGUACUACCAAGGUGCCUCUGACCACUGCCAUGAAGAACCGCAUCCUGGACGUGACCCGCCAGUACGGUACCGGCCGCGACACCCUGCGUUGCUUGGCCCUCGCCACCGCCGACAACCCAAUGAAGCCCGAGGACAUGGAUCUCGGCGACUCGAACAAGUUCUUCCAGUACGAGAACAACCUGUGCUUCGUCGGCGUGUGCGGCAUGCUUGACCCUCCCCGCAAGGAAGUUUUCGACUCUAUUGUGCGUUGCCGCGCUGCCGGCAUCCGCGUCAUCGUGAUCACCGGCGACAACAAGGCCACCGCUGAGGCUAUCUGCCGCCGCAUUGGCGUCUUCGGCGAGGAUGAGGACACCACCGGCAAGUCCUACUCUGGCCGCGAAUUCGACGACCUGCCCCUUUCCGAGCAGAAGGCCGCCGUCGCACGUGCCCGUCUCUUCUCCCGCGUCGAGCCCGCCCACAAGUCCAAGAUUGUUGAGUUCCUCCAGGGACAGAACGAGAUCUCCGCCAUGACUGGUGAUGGUGUGAAUGACGCCCCCGCCCUGAAGAAGGCUGAAAUUGGUAUUGCCAUGGGCUCCGGCACCGCCGUCGCCAAGUCCGCCUCCGAGAUGGUGUUGGCCGACGACAACUUCUCUUCCAUCGUGGCCGCCGUCGAGGAGGGCCGCGCUAUUUACAACAACAUGAAGCAGUUCAUCCGUUACCUGAUCUCCUCCAACGUCGGCGAGGUCGUGUCCAUCUUCCUGACCGCCGCCCUCGGCCUGCCCGAGGCUUUGAUCCCCGUGCAGCUGCUGUGGGUCAACCUUGUGACUGACGGUCUGCCCGCCACCGCCCUCGGCUUCAACCCCCCCGAUCUGGACAUCAUGGACAAGCCUCCCCGCCGCGCCAACGAGUCUCUCAUCUCCGGCUGGCUCUUCUUCCGUUACAUGGCUGUCGGCAGCUACGUCGGCGCCGCCACUGUUGGUGCUGCCACCUGGUGGUUCAUGUACAGCCCUGAGGGACCUGGGCUCACUUACUGGCAGCUGACUCACCACCUGUCCUGCUUCGCCGAAAACCCCGACUUCAAGGGUGUUGACUGCAAGAUCUUCCACGACCCUCACCCAAUGACCAUGGCCUUGUCUGUGCUCGUCACCAUUGAAAUGUUGAACGCCAUGAACAGCUUGUCUGAGAACCAGUCUCUGCUUGUGAUGCCUCCCUGGUGCAACUUGUGGCUGUGCGGAGCCAUGGCUCUCUCUUUCUCGCUUCACUUCGUCAUCCUCUACGUCGAAAUCCUCUCAGGUGUGUUCCAGGUCACUCCACUGAACGGAGAAGAAUGGUUAACCGUGAUGAAGUUCUCCAUCCCUGUGAUCCUGCUGGACGAGUCCCUCAAGUUCUGCGCCCGCAAGAUCACUGACGGUGAGCGUGGUUAUUACCCGAGAGAUUUGCAUUGGAUGGGUGUGAUGUGGGGCGUGUAUGCCGUGCUCAUCGUGUACGGACCCAUCUAACACGAGUGUCUUGUGACCAAAAGUAACAAGCAAUUAUUUUAAAACCAACCACGAGGACGAUUUUACUUCAGCUUCCUCAGCCGGCACGUGUGUCAAAACCAAACAAACAAACAAACAAACGAGAUGAAUGAAUGUAGCUGCUGCUCCUCUACUUCUCGCAUUAUAUAUCAAUACACUUCAUCCAAAGAAACACACACACUCUACUCGAAAAGCAUCCGAACGCCUCUUUCAUUUAUUUCUAACACACACACAAACACACACACUCUCUCUUCCUUCGAUGCCGCGGCUGUCCGCCUCUGGUCAAUUUAUAAUUUUUUUUCUGUUAGUGUUCGAGAUGUAUCAUAAUUUAUUGGCUUUUGCGGCUGCUUGCAUUUUGAUUUCGUAGCUUGAGAGAGAAAGAAAGAAAUUAGUCGGGCCUGAUCGGGUGGGAAGGGCGGCGCCAUUUUUUUGAAAAUGGCGACCGGUUUUUUAACGGCACGCCUGGAGGUAAUAAUUUAUUUUGAUUGGACGCCAUUUUUGUUUUUGAAUUUAUUUCUCUCCUUCUUUUUUCAUCCUCCUCUUUACUCUCAUCUCUGCCAAACUGUACGCUAUUACGUUUGAGAAUUUACUAUUUUUUAAUUAAUUGUUUCUGAUGCGUGAACUGCGUUGUGUAUGGGUCGUAAAUCUAUAAUUUUAGUGAGUGCGCGCGCGUUCGUUUCUCGUUUCUCUGGGUGACGAGUUGCUAGUUUGCCUUACGAGACGCCCGGCCUUUUUCGCCGGGCCACACACUCCCCUCUUAGAUUAAAUUAAAUUAAAAUACGAGGUAACGGGUGCAAUUCUAUCUCGGAAAUCAUCAUUCUUUUUACCGUGUCCGACAAAUACACACAAACACACAAUUUUUUGGAUACUUACAGCAUGGUUGUUGUUAUUGUUGUUGAUUUUUCCGAAAGAAAUUGAUUGAUUUGUAUUAAAAAAACAAAAAAUGGAAAAUUUUGCUGUUUGGUUGUAACCGAGUGUGCGUUAUUUUUCCUCCUCGCCCAAAAUCCGGAGCAAGCAAGCGUCUGUGAUUUUGCUGUACUCUCACAUUCACACUCACUCUCGGCGUUGGUGCAGCAAACAAACCAAAUUGUGCGAUGGCGAAUUGAAAAAACAGAAAAAAAUUGUUACUCUGCCGUAGAUUUGAUUGUUUGUAGUUUUCGAUUUACGGAUAUUAAGGCCAGGUGAUAUUUUGUGCAAGCAAUGUAAGUACACCAGUGUGGAUUCAGCAUUAAAAAUUAAGCGCCAAUCCGCCGUUUGCGUGGUGGAUCUACUUCGCACGGCGGAGGAAUGAGCGCGUUCUUACUGGCCGGCAGAAAAGCGUAUACCGCCGCCGGCCAAUCAGAGCGAGCUCGAUCCUCCGCCGAGCGAAAGUAGAUCCGAAAACCCCGCGAACGGCCUGUUUUACCUGAGAAACAAACAUGAAAAAUGAAAAUUAACCGCAUGUCGAGAGAACCAAGACGAAUUGGAGACCAGUUCAGUGCUGCCGUGCCAAUUUGAAGGACUAAUCACUAUACAGACAGACAGACACAGGAGUCGAGUGACGACGCUCCGGCCGUUUUCGCAACCAAGCAAGAAAGAAUGAAACAAAAAAUCAUGAUGUAUUCUUACGCAUAUUGGAGAAAUAAUGUGGCCUACACCUACUAUUAUACUAACAUGUAAUCAAACUACUCUCAAAUCCA
Messenger RNA from Cloeon dipterum, 5073 nucleotides. It is a transcript of the gene SERCA, whose product is annotated as ATPase sarcoplasmic/endoplasmic reticulum Ca2+ transporting SERCA. The transcript is spliced from 13 exons. Gene Ontology annotation, biological process: calcium ion transmembrane transport; intracellular calcium ion homeostasis. Gene Ontology annotation, cellular component: membrane. NCBI's taxonomy places the organism in Eukaryota, Metazoa, Arthropoda, Insecta, Ephemeroptera, Baetidae. The coding region runs from base 311 to 3376 and encodes 1021 amino acids. The record is from RefSeq and is a predicted model, not a curated record. Gene Ontology annotation, molecular function: ATP binding; P-type calcium transporter activity; ATP hydrolysis activity.